This is a messenger RNA of Durio zibethinus, 1255 nucleotides long. RefSeq lists its product as uncharacterized. NCBI's taxonomy places the organism in Eukaryota, Viridiplantae, Streptophyta, Magnoliopsida, Malvales, Malvaceae. The record is from RefSeq and is a predicted model, not a curated record.
UUUGUUGUUUUAACCAACCCGAGACCCGACCCAUAUAGAAAGAAUGGAAGAACUCUUACUUCCUUUCCCACCAAACAUCGUUAACAACGAGAGGCGCACAAACAAAAAGCCACUAAGAAACCUCAAAAAAAUCUCAUUUCUCCGAUUUCGUCAAUGCUCUCUGACAAAUUUUGAAUUUACUUCAAAACCCAUUUCUCCAAUUCCAAGGUUUUCAUCAAAGAAACUCGCUUUGUUGUUUAUUUUUAUUUUUAAAAUUUGGGAUAUAAUGGAAUCUACCAUGAAAAUUUCGUAUUCAGUAAUAUUUCCCAUAAAUUCAACACCAAAAUUGAAUAGUUGUAACAAAAUUUCAUAUGGGUUUGGAUCCAAUGGAAGCCACUCCAUCUCCAAAAUCUGCGCCGUUUGCUCCAAUGGCUCUGUUUCUGCCUCUGAUUCUCAUAGGGCUGAGUCAAGGGUGGGGGAAGGCUCACACAGACGAAGAAGCAGUCUGGAAUCUCUAUUUUGUUAUGAUAAGCCUAUCCCUGAGGAACGAAUUGAAGAACCAGUUGGGGUAUCUUUGGCUGAAAAAAUAGUUGGAGAUAAUCCCCACUGCACUGAUUGUCGGGCCAAAGGUGCCGUCCUUUGUAUCACUUGCUCUGGUUCUGGAUUAUAUGUGGACCCAAUAAUGGAGAGCCAGGGUAUCAUUGUCAAAGUCCGCUGCCUAGGUUGCGGAGGAUCUGGCAAUAUUAUGUGCUCAGAAUGCGGUGGCCGAGGUCAUCUAGGACCCAAAUAACUUGUGGUUGCCCUCUCUACCUUUAUCCGUAGCCUUUUUAUACAAAAUUUUAAGUUAAUUUAUUCUAGUCAUGUAAUUUGGUUACAGAAUUCAGUGUCCUAUUUUGGUAAUUCAAUGGUAAAAUAUAUUAAAUUAAUGUAUCUGACUCAUGCAAUUUUCAUUUUAAAAUCGCUUUGGUAUAUAUGUUAAUUGAUCCGGAGCUGCAUUUGCUUUAUGGUGAAAUGUUUGGUUCUGUAGAUUAUUUCAUGGAUACAUUGAAUCAUCAGAAAACAUAAACGCCAUAGCAUAAAUAAUGCGUUGAAACAGGGCAGCAGUGGAAACUAUGUCCAUUAGGUGGAUUCUUCUAUUACAUUGAAUAUUAUCUGUUGCCACAUCAAGCUUGCUUUCUUUUUGUGUAUAAUGAGAAAAGAUUUCAUUUGAAAUGUAGUCCAUCUGAUGCUACAAAUUUACAACAGUAAUGUCUGGAAUUUACAGAGAAUAAGUUGU